Dromiciops gliroides (monito del monte) is the source of this 6139-nucleotide messenger RNA. It is a transcript of the gene SPTY2D1, whose product is annotated as SPT2 chromatin protein domain containing 1. Gene Ontology annotation, cellular component: nucleolus. Gene Ontology annotation, biological process: regulation of DNA-templated transcription; nucleosome assembly. Gene Ontology annotation, molecular function: histone binding; DNA binding. Lineage: Eukaryota; Metazoa; Chordata; Mammalia; Microbiotheria; Microbiotheriidae. Bases 148 to 2619 code for a protein of 823 amino acids. The record is from RefSeq and is a predicted model, not a curated record. The transcript has 6 exons.
UCCAAAUUUGGAAGGCGCCGGAAGUAGACGUGGGGUGGAGGGCGCGGGUAGGGGAGCUCAGGGGGCAGCUGUAGCUGCCUGGGCGCCCGGCUGCGCCCGCGAGCCUCAGUGCUACCCUGGCCCGGCCCGUCCACAAGGCUUCACAACAUGGACUUCCGGGACAUCCUGAUGGUAGCGUCGGAGCAGCAGGGACUCAACAUCAUCCCGAAAAGAUACAGUUUGGCAGUCGGUCCUCCUAAAAGAGAUCCCAAAGUCAAGGGCGUCCAGUCAGCAGCAGUGCAAGCUUUUCUGAAGAGGAAGGAAGCAGAACUAAGGCAAAAAGCUUUAGAGGAAAAGAGGAAAAAGGAGGAACUGGUGAAAAAACGCAUUGAACUAAAACAUGACAAAAAAGCAAGAGCCAUGGCAAAGCGGACAAAGGACAACUUCUAUGGCUAUGAUGGGAUUCCCCUUGAAGAGAAGUCAAAGAGGAAGCAGGUCAUCGAGGGAGCCACGGGCCACAGAGCAGACCAAGAACGCUUGGAUGAGGAAGAAGCCGAACCUUCGGAAUAUUGUCAGACAGAGUCAGAGCAUGAUGAAUCAGAGGAGUACGAGGAGCAGGAACCCCCACUGAAGGCUGUAACCAAACCAAAGGCCCCCCUCAAAAGUGCUCCUCCCCCUAUGAACUUCACAGACUUACUCAGGCUGGCUGAGAAAAAGCAGUAUGAACCCGUGGAGAUCAAGGUAGUAAAGAAAGUAGAGGAGCGGCCAAGAACUGCAGAAGAACUGAGGGAAAGAGAAUUCUUAGAACGAAAACACAAAAACAUAGAUCGAGGAAAAGAGAAAAAGAUGCUUGAAAGAGAAAAAAGGCUAGCUCCUCCAACUGUGUCUAAAAAGAUUUCUUCCCCAAAAGAGAGUGUUAGCGCAAGACACAAAGGUCCCGGGGACAAACAUUCCUCUUCCAGGGGGAACCACCUUCCCCAAAUUGGUGCUGAGAAAAAAUCUAGACCUCUUGCAACCAGUGAGAAACCUAUGAGACUGCCAUCCACUAAGUCCCAGCCAGGGGAAAGGACCAAAGCAGAGUCUGGAGACGGCUUCCAGCACUCCCCAAGUGAAAGCCACCACCUCUUGCUUAAUGGGGCAGGGAAGUCCCGCUCUAGCUCUCAUUCUAUGGGCACAGGGAUCUCAAAGACUGUAGUUCGUGUUACUCAAAAUUCCAAUGAGCACAGGCCCCCCAAGUCCCCUUCUACCCAUCCUAGCCAUUCCAAGUCUGGGGCUACGUCUACUCCACAUGACAAGACAAGAAAUUCAGGUGCCAAGCAACCAGGGAACAACAGUUCUAGCUCCACUUCAGCACGGCCAGGCAUAGGGACAUCUCGACCGACCCUGAGCCCAAGCCCUAGGAGACAUGGUGGCAGUUCCAGCUCAGGAUCUGAACAGCAAACUAAUGGAUCCAAACGUUUGAUCAGUGCUUCAGGCCUCCCUGACCGACCUGUGAGUGGCUCAAGUGGCCGUGGGCAUCCUACAAGCAAUUUAGGAAGCUCUGGCCGGCAAGUCAGUAGUACAAGCUCUACUGGGCGGACUGUGACCCAACUUGGGCGACCUGUCAGUGGUUCAAGUGGCCCUGGACGACCCAGCUCAGGUGGCCCCGGGCGACCCGCCAGUGGCUCAGCUGGCCCCGGGAGACCCGUCAGUGGCCCCGGGCAACCCACCAGCAGCUCGGCUGGCCCUGAGAGACCCGUCAGUGGCCCUGGGAGACCCGUCAGCGGCCCUGGGAGACCCGUCAGCGGCCCUGGGAGACCCGUCAGCGGCCCUGGGAGACCCGUCAGCGGCCCUGGGAGACCCGUCAGCGGCCCUGGGCGACCCGUCAGCGGCCCUGGGCGACCCGUCAGCGGCCCUGGGCGACCCGUCAGCGGCCCUGGGCGACCCGUCAGCGGCCCUGGGCGACCCGUCAGUGGCCCUGGGCGACCUGCCAGCGGCCCUGGGCGACCUGCCAGCGGCCCUGGGCGACCUGCCAGCGGCUCAGCUGGCCCCGGGAGACCUGUCAGUGGCCCUGGGAGACCCAUCAGCAGCUCAGGUGGCACCGGGAGACCCAUCAGCAGCUCAGGUGGCACCGGGAGACCCGUCAGUGUCUCAGCUGGCCCUGGGCGGACAGUAAGUGGUUCAGGCCCCCCUGUGAAGCCCAGGUGUACAGUUGUUUCAGAAACUAUCUCUUCCAAGAAUAUCAUUAGCCGACCCAGCAAUGGGAUGAUGAAUGGGAUGAGGUCCCCUCCACCUGGCUACAGACCUGCAGUAUACACACAAGGUACUCAGAGGUCUCCAUUUCCCCCUAUGGCCCGGAAACGGUAUCUUGAGGAAGAUGAAGAUGAGGAGUAUGACUCAGAAAUGGAAGACUUCAUUGAUGAUGAAGGAGAGCCUCAAGAAGAAAUAUCAAAACAUAUUCGAGAAAUCUUUGGCUAUGACCGUAAUAAAUACAAAGAUGAGAGUGAUUAUGCCUUACGUUACAUGGAAAGCAGUUGGAGAGAGCAACAGAAAGAGGAAGCCAAAAGCUUGAGACUAGGUAUGCAAGAAGACCUUGAAGAAAUGAGACGUGAAGAAGAGGAACUCAAGCGCCGGAAAGCCAAGAAAAUGAAACUGCGUUAGCUGCAGGUUUUUACCAUUGGGAGAAAACACUGAGAACUCUCUACAGACUGGGAAAAAAAAACCUUUCUCCCUUUGGUUUUUAUUUGGGGACUAGUUAAGGAGAUAUGUAAAGGAAGCACUGGAAAUUAAGGCUGUGGUGUGAACAGAAAGUAUUUAUUUUUAAUACUUGCCAGGGUUAAAUCUGUAUUGCAGAUGAGAUGUAAUAUUCAUUUGAAUGUUUAUAUGAAAUUAGCUGUUCAAAGAUGCCAGCAAUGAUAUUGAUGAGCUAUGCACACUGAUGUGGGGGGGGGGUCCACUCACCAGUUGUUAGCUAGUCACCUGUUAUUUAUUUGACACUUCAAAAUCAAGUGAGGAUUAUUGUUCUGUUUCCAUAUUUGCUGCCCAGAUAUAUGGGUAGGACAUCCCUAAACCAAUAAGAUCAUGUCAUAGGCUUCUCUUAAUAGUAACCUGUAAUGUCAGUCUUUUCCACGAAUGUUGCCAGCAAUAAAGGAAUCCGCCCUGGCUUAUGUAUUUGAGAAUCCUGGGGUCUUAAAAUAAUAAUUCAACAGUGCAGAAUAGGUUCGUGAUUUCAGAAUGGCUGCUAUUCCUGUGAAUUUGAAAUAAAAAUGUUAUAAAUUAGCUUGGACUCCACGUUGUCCAAGGAUUGGGAUGCUGAGCAUUUUCAAUCACAAAAUCGUAUGUAGUAUGAGUUAUGCCUCUUUACCCAGUUUUCUUUACAGUUUUCUUAUGAUUACCCUGGUUCUAAGCCAAGAUAAAGUAGAAAAGGUCACUGUGUAGACUGAUUUUAUUUUUGAAAAUCCACUUUUAUAUUGAAGAAAGAGUAUUCCUAAAUAAAGGAGUUCCUUUAUUCCAACGUUAGAUUUGGGAGCAUUAUAUCUAAAAUAGAAGCUAAAUAUGGCUUGGUUUUCCCUUCCAAGGUGCACUUUUAGUGCCUCUCAGUAUUAAAAAUUUGCAUUAAAUAACUUAGUACUAAAAUGUAAGUUUUAUAUUGAAAACAUCACUUCUUUUGCCAGCAUUGCACCUUUAUUUCAAGCUAUGCACUGUGAAGAAAGCCCACAAAAUCUUUCUCCUGGCAUUGCUUUCUUACUAAGCUGAUGGAUAAUUUCACUCAUUUUUGUCUAUCUCACCCUCCAUCCCUCAAGUCCAUAUGUUGUAUGUUUCGAGCCACCUUUUCACAUAUUUCUAGCAAGAAGACUUAGCUUCCAACGAUUCACUUGAAAGUAUCAAGAAGUCAGCAAGAGAGUUGAAACAUCAAAUAAUGUUCUAGAGGAAAAAAGCCAGGACUUUAACCUGUUAACUGAAAGUGGUGGAACAUUGGCAGCACAUCUGCUUGUAGAACUCAUUCUCCAUUAACCUGUAUUGCCACUAAGGGACAGGGCGGGGGUUGAGGUGGGAGUCCUGUGAGGGUUCUUGGUCAUCAUUACAUUCAUUUCUGUGAACAGAACUUUCUGUGUAUAUCCUUUGAUUCCCCACACCUUCCUUUUAGUCUUCCUCCUAAGCAAAGAGCAUAAAGGACCUGUGUUUCUCUCCUAGCCAAUAAAUAGAUUGUAGCCAUAUAUUAGCAUCACUUAAUGGGGCCAGAUGAUUCUGUUUACAGAUUAGUUUGCUCAAGGUGAGUUCCUUCUGAACUAUGAGUACACUGAUGUUAAUUUUGCUGUGGUUGUUAUAAAGUUAGGCAGACCAGUGCCUGAGCUGCAUAAUUAAAAGUAAAUCUUUAAGGGCAGCUAGGUGGUGCAGUGGAUAGAGCACCGGCCCUGGAUUCAGGAGGACCUGAGUUCAAAUCCAGCCUCAGACACUUAACACUUACUAGCUGUGUGACCCUGGGCAAGUCACUUAACCCCCAUUGCCUCACCAAAAAAAAAAAAAAAGGUAAAUCUUUGAAAGAUGUUUCAUUUGGACCUGGUAAAAACUAUGCAUUUUCUUUGUUAUUAGAAAAACAUCCAUUCAUCUUUUCAUUUAGAACAUUUAUGAAACGCUGAUGGCAUAAAAUCCUGGUGGCUCCUUUUUACUCUCCUCCAUGCAAAAGCCACAAAGACGACCAGUGCAGCUGGUUCAAAAGACAUCUGAGGUUGUUCCUGUUACACUGAGAUUAUUGAGAUGUUGUUUACCUUACCAUCACUUCUGUGUUCACGGUGCAUGUUUCAUACUUUUUUUUUUCCUCUCAUUGUUUGUUUUCCACAUAGACUUGUAAAGUAUUGAGACUCUGGAACAGUAUACUACAAUACUGACAAAUUGUUAGUGGCUUUUCAUUUUAGAUUAUGAACUUUUACUUAGUGUUUUUGUGCAGUUAUUACAUACAGUAGAAAGAAGCCCAUCAUGUAGGCUCUUGGAUUUGGUUCAAUUGCAACAAGUUACUACUCUUCCUUGUAUAUGGGAAUGUACAUAGCUCUCUUUGUAACAUGGUCAGCUUGUGAGGCAGAUUUCAGUCUUGCCCCUCUCAACACCAGCAUUACAAUAGGGUGCUUCAGCUACCAACUAAUGUAGUUCCAAGAAGGCCUUGGGGUUUGUAUUCAUCUUGACUGUUUCUAAGUCUUGUCUGCUACUCACCAGAAAAUUAAUUUUAAGUCAGCCUGGCAAACUGCGAAAAGCUUAUGUACCUUGAGAAGCUAAGAAACCAGAAUAGGCUGUUAUUCGUAAAGGGUCAUGCAUCAAGUGUUUGAUUUUAAUGUAUGUUCUACUUUUUUUGAUUUGGGUAUUUUUAUUCAAUAUUUGAAGAUGUGCCUUUUUAUUAGGUAAAGUUAAUUUGUGAAUGUAGUAAGUACUAAAACCAUAAUGGGUGCAGCAUUUCUGAAAUUAAUAAUGUGAAAGUAGUUUUCAUAAAACCCCAGUGUGGCUUUGAUUGCACAAUUACUGUCUAUGCUGUUGCUAAGUCAAAGUAAGGGCACUUUCUAUUCAAAGCUACUUCCAGAAUUUGUCUUUGUCUUUGUAUACUGUAAAUGUAAUGUAAUGUCCACUUGGAGGCCAGGGUACUGCACAUCACAGGCAGCCUUAGAUAAUGAAGACUGUAUGCUGUGAAGGAGUGGGAGUUGGAGGAGUAUAUCAGAUUACCUGUCUAUGAGAAGCUGUUAAUUUUUUAUGUAAAUCUGAAGAUUUUCUCCGAGAAAGAAUUAUUUUUAUUCUGUUUUGCAUUUUGUAAUUUAAAAGUGGCUGCAGAACAUUUCUGAAGUUAUAGUAGGAGACCAAAACACACUUGGAAAGAGAAUAAAUAUAUGAAGAGAGACUGGUUGUUUUAUUUUCAAUGUUUGAAUGUAUCAGAUUAACCAUUUGGUGAGUGGACAUGAUGCAAUAUGUUUGUAUAAUUGAGGGUAGCCCUAGAUUUUCUUUGAGGUUAUUGUUCAAAAAUCAUUGUGUCUUUAACACAAUGUGACAAAUCAGGUAAAAAAACAAAAACCCUUUUACAUAGCUGUCUUUUUUGGUGCCGUUGAAGUGCGAGAAUACUUUGCACAUGCAGAGAAUAUAGGUGAAAGUUUUUUCAAUUGAUGUAUAAAAGAAAUUAUAGGUAUUAAAAUUUUUAUUUAUA